AUGGACAUCAGGAAGGUCCAGAUCGAGCAGUGGAUUGACAGGGCCAAAAUUCCUCUUAUAGCUGGGCAUUAUGGUUUCGGCGAAGUGUGUGUUCUCAAUUGGCGUAGUGACGAAGACGAAGCCGAUGCGGAAAAGAAGAUUGAAGAGGCCCUAAUUGAGCCGCUCCCCUCUGAGAGCGACUGGCUCGCCAGCAAUCCCGAGGCUCCCGCUGAGGCGGCUCGUUCUUCCGGCGUGAAGUGCUCGUCGUCGCUGGUCUCCUUCCGCCACGCGCUCGUGUGCAAGCGCUGGUUGCGCGUCUCUCGACUCGUGCAUCCCGCCAUCGUCGUUCCGCUCGACCGCUUCUUCUCCGCGCGCGCUCUCGCGUCCCUCCUCCGCGCGCCCGCGACCGCGGGGUUCCCCAACCUCCGCCACCUUCACCUCGCGCCCAACGCGCUGGACACCGUCGAUUCCGCGCUCGUGCGCGCCAUCUGCGUCGGAUCUGGGCCGUCCUUAUCGCACCUCACGCUGCAGCUACACGAUGCCUGA
Molecule: messenger RNA, 525 nt
Organism: Closterium sp. Yama58-4
Lineage: Eukaryota; Viridiplantae; Streptophyta; Zygnematophyceae; Desmidiales; Closteriaceae
Source: the annotation of a GenBank genome assembly